Molecule: messenger RNA, 4421 nt
Organism: Labrus bergylta (ballan wrasse)
Lineage: Eukaryota; Metazoa; Chordata; Actinopteri; Labriformes; Labridae
Biological process (GO): cell redox homeostasis; intracellular signal transduction
Molecular function (GO): electron transfer activity
Source: RefSeq, a predicted model, not a curated record
AAUAUGGGCUAGCCUGCGCAGUGAUGGUGUACUGUGAGCGCACCUGCGUUAUUUCCCUGAACGACAGGAGACCUAUUAACUGGUGUUACACAUAGCACAUGUCUUAACUAGUAUGUUUUAAUUUACAGGACAACGGGGAUAAACUGAGCGAGUUAAAAAUUGUCCAGUCAUUAGCUGAAAGAUGGGGGAGUUUGAGAAAAAUGCCCUUGGCCGGGUAACAGUGUACUCCAUCCAGGGCUGCCCACACUGUGUUCAAGCAAAGGCCACGCUGGGACGUUUGGGAGUACCUGUCUGCGAUGUGGAUGUGGGGAAACAUCCGGAGUUAAGAUCCAGGGUGAAGGAGCUGACGGGCCGCAGCACAGUCCCUCAGAUCUUCUUUAACAACGUACACGUUGGGGGCAACGAUGACCUACAGAAAUUGGCUCCUGAGGAGCUCCAGAGGUUGGUGAAUCUGGUCAAGGAAGAGCCUCUUCCUGCUGAUGCUCCCCCUCUGCCAGAUGAGAAUAAAUUAGACGACAUGGCUGAAGACAUCGAUGGAGACUUUCAGUGUGAAAGAGAUGAGUUUGCAGACUUGGUAGAGGACCUGAAACAUGGCAGUGUGAUUGGCAAUCAUAGGAGGGGACUGACUUUGUACAAUAAGAGCUUCUCAGGUGAAGAACUGGUUGACUGGCUGCAGAGAGAGAAGGGAAUGGCCAGGGCUGAGGCCUGUAAAACUGGCCAAGCGCUGUUGCAGAGGAAGUACAUGGUGAGUGUGCAUGGCUGUGGGCAGCAGGAUGGCAGUUUUGGAGAAGGGAAGGGAACCAUGGAAACACUGUACAGGCUACUGGAGGAUGACCCUCACUCAGCCCUCAACGCAGGACAGACAGCAGCUUGCAGUCCCAUGGAGGCCUCUGAGCUCUCUUUGCUUUUACGAGAGUUGAUUCUGAAAUUGUUCUCCGAGCAUCUCUCUGCUGAUGGCAAGUCUGUUGACUACAAAGGCAUGUCCGUGAGCCCUGCUUUUGAGCGUUACUGUGAGCUAGCCAUUCAGCUGCAGAGAGUGGAGCUGCUGACACUGAGUCGGGAGGAGAAGCUGGCCUUCUUCAUCAACAUCUACAACGCCUUGGUCAUCCAUGGAUACCUACGCAUGGGGGCCCCCACCAACAUGUGGCAGAGAUACAGAUUCUUCAACUAUGUGAGCUACCUCAUUGGAGGAGAGGUGUUCACGUUGCAGGACAUCGAGAACGGCGUUUUGAGAGGGAACAGAAAAGGCAUGGCACAGCUUCUGAAGCCCUUCUCUAAAACAGACCCACGACUACAGGUGGCUCUUCCUGAUGCCGAGCCUCUCAUUCACUUUGCUUUGAACUGCGGUGCAAAGGGCUGCCCACCAAUCAAAACGUACACUCCACAGGACAUUGACAGCCAGCUCCGCACGGCAGCUGAGGCCUUCCUUGAAAACGACGACGGCUGCAUGGUGGAUUCUGGGAAAAAAGAAGUGCGACUCAGUCAGAUAUUCAAGUGGUACAAAGCUGACUUUGGAGGCACUGAUGAGAAGCUGCUGAAGUGGGUGGUGGAGCACAUGAGUGACUCUCCAAAGAAGACCAGCCUGCAGGGUGUCCUUUCUGCUGGGAAGACCAAAGUCAGCUUUCUCCCAUACGACUGGAGCACCAACAGUUCCCACUGAGCACGCACACGUUCAGCUACAAUGCGUCGUCUGCUUUGCCGUUGUCCACAACCUGAAGGUCGAGUGUGAAGUGUUGCAAAACGCAGCCCUGUGGUCUUUAACAAUGCAAAUAUUUUAUGCAAAUCAAACUGUAAACCCGAGUGGUGACAGGGGAUAUUUGCACUGUAUCACUGAAACACCUACAGACUUAUCCUAGCUUCAAGGUCUAAUUGCAAGCUCCUACAGCCCUGUCUGUGUGUGUCAUUUACUUUUUAUGAGUUGUAUGUCCUUACGUUUCAUUGGUUCAAGUAAAGACAAGGGGAUAAAAAAUACAAGUUGCAAAGUGAACUUAAAGUCCCCAUGAAAAGGAACUACGAGAGUAUCAGAUGCAUUUCCAAAUGAAAAGGGAUUGAACCAAUUACAAGUUAAAGGGCGGGACAUAACCAUGAGAUUCAUUUAAUUGGAUCGUUACUUCAACAAAGCUAUUUAAUUGGUUGAAAAAGUAGCAAACUCCCUUUAGUUCAGGAUGAGUCAUCGGACAUUUUAAACGUUUUUACGGGAAGAGACGAUACUAAAUACUCCGGUAAUGCUUUAUUGAAAACUAUUUGGCAGAUAAAUGAAACAGAGGAAAAGGUAUUUAUCAUUUCAUGGGGACUUUAACGCAGCAGCAGAGUUAACAUGACGUGCGUUCUGCUCAUGCAGGUCCGAGUAAAAUUAUCAGACAAAGCUUACUUUGAGCAUACUGUAUGAUCACAAUGUGAAAAUAUGGCUUCCUCGUUAUAGCUUUAGUUGGUCAACACCAUGUAAGGAACUCAGGAGUCAAAGAUCAUCAAGAUCUUUACAGUUGUAUCCAACACUCACUGGGCUUCUUAUGAGGGACAUUUCAUCAGAGCAGAUGGAGAUAACCUUGAUAAGCCUUACCAGAACCCUCUGAGCUUUCAAACCUACUCAUUCAUCAUUUCAUGCUGGUUCAUAGUUUCAGGGCCAUUUCAACCUGCAGACUUCAACAAGUUGAUGACAUUUCUUACAGUUGUUUCAGCGCUCAUACCUAAAUACAGUAUAAAUGGAACAUUCUGUCAUCUGGUGCCCAGUGGAUAUUUACUGCUAACAUUGAAACACAGAGUAAAACACCAGAUGGACACUGAUGAACAUUUCCUAUUCAUAACUUGUCCCAGGUAAUGAGCUGUUUUAUUUUACACACAAAAUAUGCUCUUGUCUUUCACUUGAUUGGCACAGGUUGGACUGUAGUGUGAUGCAGGGGCUGUAACCUUCCUGAGGUCUCUGUCUUUGUGGACAGCAUCCUUUUUGUAGGAUCCCGUCUGAACCGAAGUCGUUCUUUUUGCAUGUCUUGAUCUCUUCCCCCCGAGAGGUAUUUUGUAUGAUCUUUUCUUCUAGUGAAACUAAAUGGUUGUUUACCCCGCUUCUUGAUCCAGGUCUUCCAUCUUGAAUCAGAAAAGUGCUACUGAUUUGUUUUUUUAACAACGUAAAAUAAUAUAAGAUAGAGUUAUAUUGUGAAUAAAUGGAAUCUGUGAGAAUAGUGCAUCUAUUUAGGAUGCACUAUGACUCAUAUUUGUACUUUUCUCACAGAGGAGAUGUUGUUUGUGCAUAUCACAAUAAUGUUAGAACAGGCUCUUAAUAUUUAAUUUAUUGUAGGAAGGGUCUUGAAUAUAUAUUUUCAUUACACAAACUCAGUACUCAUGAUUAAGAUCAAAUGUAGCAGUUUAUUUUGAUAAGAGUUUGCAAGUUUUUUUAAAAAAAAUUUAUGUGUUAGUGGCUCUUCUUCUCCCUAACAAUGAAAUCCAACUUCAUUGGUUGACCCGGCCUUAAAAUGUUCAAACGCCUUCUUUAACGUGAACCAUUUUCUGUAUUGAUGGGAUGGCCACACAUUCAUUUAAUAUGGUUACUGUAGAUGAAGAAGAGUGUGCAGAUUAGAAAAAAAAAAAAAAAAUAGAAGGAGCUUUUACUCUCUCUGGAAUUCUUAGGAUUUAAUUAUCUCAGGUCAAAGUAAAUGUUAGUGGAAAAACUGUGACAACCCAGUUUGUCAUCUCUGUAUGCUGUUUGUUCUGCAAGAUGAUAUUGACUUAUUCUUCACAUGCCGUAAUCUGACCUUUGCAAAGACAUCAUGUUAUGCACAUUAUUACAGCUGUCAGUUUCUUUGCCUUUGGGUUGUAAGCAGCACCAAAGCGUAUGGAUUCAUUAGCAUGUGUUUAAACUGGAAUGCAUUUGCUGCAUGAGACACUGGACGCCCUCCAGUCUUGAAUGCUUGCCUGUGACAGGACUGCCUCUCUCACUGCUUAGUUUAAAGGCUGUAUGCGCAGCUGAAAUAAUGAUUAGACUUUUUUUUAUGAAUACUUACACAUUAACACUCAGCCCAACAAAUAAAGUGUCUUUAAAAGCCUUAUAUUGAAACAGAGUUGUGCAAACUGAAGUUUGGUUAACCAAGCCAUAUUUAAAAUGUCAAUUUAAACAUGCAAUAGAUUUAAAAACCAUGUGUCGAGAAUAGACUGUGCUCUUUCUGAGUGCAUGCCUUCAAUGGAUGUGAAUCUUGGCCAGAAGGUGAAGAUACUUUGUUUCAAAUUAGUAGAAAAAAAAAAAAGAGAAACAUCUGGGGUCCCUGUCUUUUUCCAAGUUACCUCAUAAAUCAGGAAAAUUUAAUGCAAAAACUUUUAUAAGCAAGCAAUUCUUAUAUGAUUCUGUUUGCCUCUUUCCUGGGGUUAACAGUAAAGCAAUAUGUUAAUGUAGUAAAUAUGCAAUGCUGAAUAAAAAACAAACGUGAUGAGUC